Pediculus humanus corporis (human body louse) is the source of this 234-nucleotide messenger RNA. RefSeq lists its product as uncharacterized. The coding region runs from base 1 to 234 and encodes 77 amino acids. Gene Ontology annotation, molecular function: calcium ion binding. NCBI's taxonomy places the organism in Eukaryota, Metazoa, Arthropoda, Insecta, Psocodea, Pediculidae. The transcript has 2 exons. The record is from RefSeq and is a predicted model, not a curated record.
AUGCCAAUGGAUAACGAAUUAAGUUUUAUUUUAAACAGAAGACAAGCAAUUAAUAAUGCACUAGACGAGGGAGAAGAUGUUAAGCCAAUGUAUAAAGUUAAAAACGUUUACACGGAAUUUCAUGAGUUUUCUAGAAAACAAAUAAAACAAUAUGAAGAAACAUUCAAACACAAUUGUAAGUUUUGUUAUUUUGUCGAUUUAAAUGUGGGUGAACUAAACUGGUUUUUGUUUUAA